Arabis nemorensis is the source of this 264-nucleotide messenger RNA. NCBI's taxonomy places the organism in Eukaryota, Viridiplantae, Streptophyta, Magnoliopsida, Brassicales, Brassicaceae. The record is from the annotation of a GenBank genome assembly.
AUGGCAAAAUACAGCAGUGGAGAAGUCCGCGUCGACCUACCCCCGAAACGGCAGGCCGAGAACGAACAAAAGUCUGACGAUCAAGUCGUCCUUCCAUCUCCCCCAAAGCGACCUGCAGACAAUGGGGGCCCCGAGCCACACCGGCCUGCUUCCAAAAGGAAGAUCUUCAUGAUCAUGGGAGGUUUCAAAACAGCCUCAAACUCGGUCCGUUCUCUCAGAAAGCAUGAGAAGGCGAUCUCUCAACAAAUAGAGCUCAGAGUGUAG